AUUAAAUGAACUAUUGUCUUCAUUUUCCACAAGCAGAUCCUUGGAGUCAACGGCUCAACGCUUCCCUUCCCCUUCACCAUGUUCAGAUCCAUGGAAGUCUAGCUUUCAAUAGCAUUCAUUCAUGGAUCCUCUUGAAGCCCAAGCACUCAUCUCCAGACCAACAAACCCUGCCAAACACAACCAUCCAUGUCAGUCUCCUACAAACAAAAAAAACCUCGAUCCUUUAUCAUUGCUUCUCCAACCAUUUCAAUGGCUUCAUAUGCUCUCAAGUCACCUGAACCCAAGCUUUGUAAUCGGAGUCGCCCUCGUUUACGGCCUCGGCCAGGGCUUCUCUGGAUCACUCUUCAAGGUAGUGACUGAUUACUACUGGAAAGAUGUCCAGAAAGUCCAGCCUUCUGAAGUUCAACUCUACAUGGGCUUUUACUACAUUCCUUGGGUCAUGAAACCAGUAUGGGGUCUCUUGACUGAUGUUUUUCCGGUGAGAGGGUACCGGAGGAAGCCUUACUUUGUCAUGGCGGGGGUUCUUGGAGGAGUUUCUGCAUUGAUGGUUGCUCUGCUUGGGGAUUUGCCAGUUGUGGUGGCUUUGAUUUGCUUGAUUGGGUUGACUGCUGGAAUGGCGAUUGCAGAUGUUGCGAUUGAUGCGUGUAUUGCUACGAAUAGUAUUGAGUGCAGAGAAUUGGCUCCGGAUAUGCAGAGUCUGUGCUGGUUUUGCUCUUCUGCUGGAGCUUUGGUUGGGUACUCCACUAGUGGGGUCUUGGUUCAUCACCUUGGAGCUCAGGCAGCACUCGGUAUCUUGGCAGUCCCACCAGCGUCGUUGAUAGUUCUGGGUUUUCUGAUCCAUGAAUCGAAACCUUCGAGUACUCUUCAUCCUCAGAAGAAGAAGAAAAAAGAGCCAUUGGAGGGCUUAGGAGUAGCAGUGACAAGCAUGUGUAAAUCAAUCAAGUGCCCUCAAGUAUGGAAACCAUCACUUUACAUGUUCCUCUCUUUGGCUCUCAGUAUAAGCACUCAUGAAGGCCAGUUUUACUGGUACACAGACCCUAAAGCAGGUCCUGCAUUCUCACAGGAAUUUGUUGGGAUCAUAUAUGCCAUUGGUGCAAUGGCUUCAAUGGUAGGACUUGUGAUUUAUCACAAGACCUUGAAAGACUAUCCAUUCAGGCACAUAAUGUUCUUUGCACAACUCCUGUAUGGCGUAUCCGGAAUGCUUGAUCUCAUCUUUGUCUUGCGCUGGAACUUAGCGCUCGGAAUACCAGAUUACUUCUUCAUUGUUGCAGAAGAAUGUGUACUGAAAAUCAUAACCAGAAUCAGGUGGAUGCCGAUGAUGCUUCUCAGCACUCGACUUUGUCCUUCAGGAAUCGAAGGCACGUUUUUCGCUCUUCUGACGUGCAUAGAUAGUCUUGCUUCGUUGUCGUCGAAAUGGGGUGGAGGGAUUGUUAUGCAUUUGUUGAAUGUCAGUAGGACUGAUUUUAGAAAUCUAUGGUUGGCCAUUUUGAUACGAAACGUUAUGAGAUUUAGUGCUUUGGGAUUCAUCUUUCUUGUCCCCAAAGCUACUUAUUCAGAGGAUUUGAUCCCCUUGGAUAUUUUGAAGAAUAAUUCAGCAGCAAAUGUAGAUGAUGUGGAGGAUGGAGAUGAGGAGAUGCUGCAACGUGUUUUAAAGAAUGCAGUCUAGUUUCAUAUUCUUUUCAUGUAUCAAAAAAAAUUUAUACUGAAUUUGGUCUUAGCAUAUUUUUAUUAUUUUUCACCA
This is a messenger RNA of Tripterygium wilfordii, 1741 nucleotides long. Its product is annotated as probable folate-biopterin transporter 6. The coding region runs from base 122 to 1666 and encodes 514 amino acids. Gene Ontology annotation, cellular component: membrane. The record is from RefSeq and is a predicted model, not a curated record. NCBI's taxonomy places the organism in Eukaryota, Viridiplantae, Streptophyta, Magnoliopsida, Celastrales, Celastraceae. The transcript has 4 exons.